AUGCCUAAGAAGAGAAAGUCCAACGGUCGCAACAAGAAGGGCCGCGGCCACGUCAAGCCCAUCCGCUGCUCCAACUGCUCGCGAUGCACGCCCAAGGACAAGGCCAUCAAGCGCUUCACCAUCCGCAACAUGGUUGAGUCUGCUGCUAUUCGUGAUAUCUCGGAUGCCUCCGUCUUCCAGGAGUACACCGUCCCCAAGAUGUACCUCAAGCUGCAGUACUGCGUUUCUUGCGCCAUUCACGGCAAGAUCGUUCGUGUCCGAUCCCGCGAAGGCCGUCGCAACCGCGCUCCCCCUCCUCGCGUCCGGUACAACAAGGACGGCAAGAAGGUUACGCCUACUCAGGGUGCCAAGACCUCCUAG
This is a messenger RNA of Thyridium curvatum, 360 nucleotides long. RefSeq lists its product as uncharacterized. The record is from RefSeq and is a predicted model, not a curated record. Gene Ontology annotation, biological process: translation. Lineage: Eukaryota; Fungi; Ascomycota; Sordariomycetes; Thyridiales; Thyridiaceae. Gene Ontology annotation, cellular component: ribosome; cytosolic small ribosomal subunit. The transcript has 4 exons. Bases 1 to 360 code for a protein of 119 amino acids. Gene Ontology annotation, molecular function: structural constituent of ribosome; mRNA binding.